Callorhinchus milii (elephant shark) is the source of this 7825-nucleotide messenger RNA. RefSeq names its product DOP1 leucine zipper like protein A (gene dop1a). Gene Ontology annotation, biological process: Golgi to endosome transport. Gene Ontology annotation, cellular component: endosome; trans-Golgi network. The record is from RefSeq and is a predicted model, not a curated record. Lineage: Eukaryota; Metazoa; Chordata; Chondrichthyes; Chimaeriformes; Callorhinchidae.
GCCCCUCUUUCCGCUUUUGCUUGAUGAUCCACGUUGGCCCUGUACAGCUUUGGUAUGUUAUUGUGCACAAAUGGUGCUAGGUAAAGAUCUUUGAUGACUUUGGAGUUGGACCUUGCCUGCAUGUUUAAGGAGGAUGAAUGCGGAGGAAUUGGAGUUAUUGAGCGACUCCAAGUACAGAAACUAUGUAGCAGCGGUGGAUAAAGCCCUGAAAAAUUUUGAGUAUUCCAGUGAAUGGGCAGAUCUGAUAUCAGCGCUGGGUAAACUCAACAAGGUUUUGCAAAACAAUGCAAAGUACCAUGUGGUCCCAAAGAAGCUGACGGUUGGCAAGCGCUUGGCCCAGUGUCUUCACCCAGCAUUGCCCAGUGGUGUUCACCGGAAAGCGCUAGAAACGUACGAGAUAAUUUUUAAAAUGAUUGGCCCCAAGCGGCUGGCAAAAGAUCUCUUCUUAUACAGUUCUGGCCUCUUUCCUCUUCUCGCCAAUGCGGCCAUGUCUGUCAAGCCGGCACUUUUAAGCUUGUACGAAGUUUACUACUUGCCACUGGGUAAGACUCUGAAGCCAGGUCUGCAAGGCCUUUUGACGGGAGUGUUGCCAGGCUUGGAAGAAGGCUCUGAGUAUUAUGACAGAACAAAUACCUUGCUGGAAAAGGUUGCAGCUGCGGUGGAACAGUCUGCUUUUUACAGUGCCCUUUGGGGCAGUAUCCUGACCAGCCCUGCUGUCCGCUUGCCAGGAAUCACCUUUGUGCUCUUGCAUCUCAACCGCAAGCUCUCGAUGGAGGACCAGCUAUAUGUCAUCGGCAGUGACAUUGAGCUGAUGGUUGAAGCAGUGAGCGUUUCAGUCCAGGACUCCAGUGUACUUGUGCAAAGAAGCACCUUGGACCUCAUUCUGUUCUGCUUCCCAUUUCAUCUGAGUCAGGCCACUCGCCCAGACAUGAUACAGAUCCUGUCUGCAGCUUUGCAUGUAGUACUUCGCAGAGAUAUGUCCCUCAACCGUAGGCUCUAUGCAUGGCUUCUUGGAUUUGAUAACAACGGUGUCGCUGUAGGCCCCAGGAGCACCAGACACAGCAACCAUGAGGAACACUCCAUUUACUAUUUUAAUACCUUCUCCAAGGAUCUCCUGGUUCAGGCUAUGGUGGGAAUCUUGCAAGGAAAAGGACCCAGGGAGGAAGAAAGUACACCAUCACAUGACCUCAAACCUUUUCGCAUUCUCAUUAGUCUGCUGGACAAACCAGAGCUAGGGCCAGCAAUCCUGGAAGAUGUGCUUAUAGAGGUUUUUAAAACACUGUAUACACAAUGCAAAGCAGAACUGAAUCUUAAGGCUCCAUCUCCUUACAACAAGGACCACACUCAGUUAAGCAGUAAAAUGAGAGAGAAUAAGAAGACUUCAGAGCUGAUUAAAACUGCAAAUCUUCUAUUUAAUUCCUUUGAACCAUAUUACAUGUGGGACUACAUAGCUCGUUGGUUUGAAGAAUGUUGUCGGAGAACACUGAGUGCAAGAAUGCAGGCAUCAUCUGGUGGCAAGGAGAUGUCAGAGUACACUCUGGCUGAAUUCUGUCUCUUGGUUGACUUUCUAUUGGACAUCGUUUCACUGCCUGCGCGAAGUAUGAGAGUGCUCUGUCAGGAGACUUACAUUGAGAUUCAAACCGAGCAUUUGCCCCAGUUGCUGUUGCGGAUGGUAUCUGGUCUGACAAGCCACUUACGGGCUUUAUGUCUGCCUGAACUCACUGACUGCCUAAGACUUUGUUCAAAGAUACUCAGUAAAGUGCAGCCACCCUUACUGUCAGCAGGGGCUGAAGUCAGGCUGCAUUUUCCAGCAGGACACAACAACUUUAUCAAGGAGAACGAAGAGAGAAAGGUCUCCGAAAUCAGCACUGGAGCUUCUGGAGAUGUGUUUGAAGAUGGUGAAAAUCCGCCAAGCAGCCAGUCAUCGGAAAGUGGUUUCACAGAGUUUGUGCAGUAUCAGGCAGACAAGACUGAUGACAUUGACCGAGUGUUGAGCGACGGUCAAGACACAGGAUUGGUGCCACAAGACAGCACUUCUUCAGAAACUGAAACAGCUUCUACUGUUGGGUCUGAGGAUACAAUAGUACCAUCUUCAUCUUCACAGGAGCCUGUUGGGACAACUACACAAAAGACUACAAUGCAGUACUGCCUGGAGUACUUUCAGCAAUUUUUGACCCAGCUUAUUACUCUCUAUAUUAUUCCCACUGAAAUGGUUUCCAAGGCGUUUACAACAGCAUUUUCUGUGGAUCUGUGCAGAGACAGAAGCCAGGCUGAUGAUACUAACCUUAUUGGCAAAGGAGAUGGACAAUUUCAUGCAGCCACGGAACAACCAGGCUCAAAUGAGUACCAUCCUGCCCUCGCUGCUGCUUGCCAGCUGUUUUUUGAGUGCUCCAGCUUUCCUGUUUACAUUGCUGAGGGAAAUCUGGCAUCCCCACCUCAGAGCACUAAGUCAGAGACUGUUUGUGAACAGGUAAAGCCACCACUCUGGCUGCAGACCCUCAUGACUGCCUGCUGUUUUGCCAGCGAUUUCAGUGUUCAGAGUGUGGCCAUUUCACUGGUGCUGGACUUAGUUGGCUUAGCCCAGUCAGUCGCUGUGGUUAGUGGAGAAAACCUGAACAGUCUGGAGUCGGCACAGCCUCGGAGUCCAAGCCAGGGGACAGUAGCUGUUGUUAUCGUGCCACCACUUACACAAGGCAACUUGAAGUAUAUGGCGGAAAAGACUGACUUUUUCAAGCAAAUUGCAGUGACACUUUGGAACCAGCUCGGAGAGAGAACCCCACAACAUUACCAGAAAAGUGUUGAGCUCUUCUACCAGCUGCAUAAUCUCGUUCCAUCUUCCAGUAUCUGUGAAGAUGUCAUGAGCCAGCAACUAAUGCACAAAGAUAAGAAAACGCGUAUGGAAGCUCAUGUUAAUUUUUCAGUGCUCUGGCACAUUACUCGGGAUCUUCUUAUCAACAAGUCUUCCUCCUUCAAUCGCACUUUUGACAGAUCUCUCUUUAUUAUGCUUGAUAGCCUGAGCAGCUUGGAUGGCUCCACCUGUUCAGUAGCUCAGGCCUGGCUCAACCAAGUCAUUCAGAGACACGACAUUGCAAGGAUCCUUGAGCCACUGCUGCUGUUGCUUCUUCAUCCAAAAACCCAACGCAUCUCUGUACAACGGAUGCAAAUUGAACGGCAUAUAAAUAAGUCGAAGAACACUUCCCUUGAAGAAGAUGGAGAUCAUUACUUGCAAGGAAUCAAUAGUGUCGAUGUUUUUGGCCAUCUGUCUUUCGACUCUGGAAAACUCCCACCAGCUAAAGGGGCUAAUGGAAAAUCUCUGGGCACAGAUGAAAUGGAGAGCUUCAGUUUCACAGUGAACCCUCUGAGUGACCGGCUCUCCAUGCUGAGCACAAGUAGCGAGACCCUGCCACUCGGAGCCUCAGAUUUUGAUCUGCAAGAGCCACAAGUUGACAUCCUGCAGAGCUCCGAGUCGGGCUGCUCCCAGUCCUCAGCGGGAGAUAACAGCAGCUCUGAGGCAGAGCCGGUCAGCAGCACAAGCAGUUGCAGGACCAAUGGCAAUUCACAGAUAUGGUCAGAAGAUUCCGAGGACGCUGUGGUGCGAACUCUUGUUAUGGAAUUGAUCAAUAGGGUUGUAAAUGGAUUAAAAGAAGAGUCAGAAUCUUACCAGACCCCAGAUCAGACUGAGCCUGGUAUCCCAAGGUCUGGUACAAGUGUACAGCCAUCUGAGUGCUCUGUUCAGAGUGAAGCUAAAAGUGAUCCUGUUAGAAGCCACCUGAAUGGGAUGAUUGAUCACAAUAACCCUGAACGAGUGUCCGUGCCCACUAAUAGUGGCAUUGGCACCGUCCCUGAAAGUUUAACACCGUCGGAGUUAAAUAGGCCGAACUCCACGUCUGUUGUCGUCUCCAAGGAUCCUGUACUGAAACAUCUCUGUGAGGACCAGGCCCAACUGAGGAAGAGAAGCCUCGCCAGCAGCCACCUGGGGUUGACGGGGAAAGUAAUGGAGAAGCUCUCGGACAAAGAGUUCGGCUUCAAGGAUUUCCCCAAACCACCGGGUGCGAAACCCAAAGUGAGAACCAGCAAAAAGAAGGAAGAUGAUAAAAAGAAGGGACAGAAUGAAAAAGUGAAACAACCUAACGUAUUCUUUGGAGACAGCCUGGAUUUAGAGAACUGGUACAGCUGUGGCGAGGGUGAGGUUUCUGAAAUUGAGAGUGAUGUUGGAUCUCCAGGAAUAUGGAAAACAGCAAAGUUUAACAUCCAUCCUUUGUACCAACAUGUUCUGCUCUAUCUUCAGGUGUGUGACUCCACAAGGGCCUUGCAUGCUUUAUCUGCUGUCGAAGCUAUCCUGAAAGCUAAUCCAGCAGGGUUUGUGAGUGCUAUUUCUACUACCAGCGUAAAUAACACCUACACUCCACAGCUCUCCCUCCUUCAGAAUCUCCUGGCCAGACACCGAAUCGCCGUUAUGGGCAAGGACUUCUACAGCCACAUCCCCCUGGAUUCUAGCCACGCUUUCCGGAGCUCCAUGUACAUUGAGAUCAUAAUCUCGCUCACUUUGUACUUCCUGAGGAGCUACUUCCCAAACCACUUAAAAGUGACUCAACAGGAUUUGUCUGGAAACCGCAACCUGCAAAUCAUGAGCAUCCAGAUCCUGACCUUGCUUUUCACCGAGCUGGCUAAAGUGACUGAGAGCUCAGCCAAAGGCUUUGCCAGCUUCAUCUCCGACAUGCUGUUGAAGUGCAAGGUGCAGAAGGUGGUCUUGCAUUGCUUGCUGUCCUCUAUUUUCAGUGCACAGAAGUGGCACGCCCUGCGCACGGCUGGGAGGAAUGUGACGGUGAUUGAAGAGGGCUUCUCUGAGGACAGCAUCAUCAAUUUCUCUGAGGAUGAAAUUGACAACUGCAGCACACUACAGACUCGCUUACUGAAACUGGUGCAGCGGUUGAUUGUUCUGGAGCAUCGAGUGAUGGUGGCUCGUGAGGACAAUGAGACGGGAUAUGAAUUGGUCACAGCCGAGGCAGAGCACGUCAAUCCUCAGCAAACCUUGACAUCUUUGCAAUACCUACACUCCCAACCAAUUACUGCUCAGGGAAUGUUUCUUUCUGCUGUAAUUAAGGCAUUAAAUCAGUCCUUUUCCUGCAAAAUGCACCCGCAGUGGAUCGGGUUGAUAACAUCUGCCCUGCCAUACAUGGGGAAAGUGUUGCAGAGGGUGGUGACUGCUGUGACAAUGCAACUAUGCCGAAAUUUGGAUAAUUUGAUUCAGCAAUAUAAAUAUGAGACUGGCGUGUCAAUCACAAGGCCUACGUGGUUGGCUGUGAGUAUUGCACCAGAUAUGAUCCUCACACUGCUUGAAGGGAUGACCACUAUUAUUCACUACUGCCUGUUAGACCCUUCCAUACAGUAUCACCAGCUGCUCGUUACGGUAGAUGAGAAGUAUUUGUCCGAAGCCCGGAAUGGAAUUCUUUCCAUCUUACCCACCAUUAUGUCCUCUGUGACGCUGCUAUGGGGCAUCCUACAGGUUGCCGACUCCACUGAAAGAACAUCAGGAGCUUCUGCUGUUACUAUCAACCUUGGCUCCACAAAGAAUCUCAGACAGCAGAUUUUAGAGCUCCUGGGCCCAAUCUCUAUGAACCAUGGGGUACACUUCAUGGCUGCUAUUGCUUUUGUCUGGAAUGAGAGAAGGGAGAAUACAAACAGUACCAGAAACAAGGUUAUCCCCAUGCCCUGCCCGGAACAGUUACUGCUGGUGGAGUUAGUACGCUCAAUAAGCGUGAUGAGGGCUGAAACCGUUAUGCAGACAGUGAAGGAAGUCUUGAAGCAGCCUCCAGCCUCGGCCAAGAAACAGCUGUCACUGGAAGUUUGCAUGCUGCAGUUUUUCUAUGCAUACGUCCAAAGGAUCUCCGUGCAGAAUUUAGUAGACAGCUGGCCUUCGCUUUUCCCACUACUCAAAGAUUCUGUUCAGCUCUAUCUGCCCCCACCCGGACAAUUCCUCAUCCUUGGCGUUCUAAAUGAAUUCAUCAUGAAGAAUCCCAACUUGGAAAACAAAAAGGAUCAAAGGGACCUGCAGGAUGUCACCCAUAAGAUAGUGGAGGCUAUUGGGAAUAUUGCUGGCUCCUCCCUGGAACAAACCACCUGGCUCCGGAGGAACCUCGAGGUGAAAGCUUCUCCACAAAUCCUGGUGGAGGGAACCAACAUGGAAAGAGAUGUUGAAGAUAUUAUGUUGGCCCCAGUGAUGGAGACAUCCAAUAUCACGCCUUCUGUGUACAGUGUGCAUGCGCUGACGCUGUUAGCUGAGGUUUUGGCUCAUCUCCUGGACAUGGUUUUCCACAGUGACGAGAAGGAAAAGGUCAUUCCUUUACUUGUCAACAUUAUGUACUACGUGGUCCCCUAUCUUCGCAAUCACAGUGCCCACAACGCACCAAGUUACCGAGCAUGUGUACAGCUGGUGAGCAGCCUGAGUGGCUACCAGUACACAAGGCGGUCCUGGAAAAAGGAAGCAUUUGAUCUCUUCAUGGACCCCAACUUCUUUCAGAUUGAUCCAUCAUGUGUCAGCCACUGGAGAGCCAUUAUCGACCACCUGAUGACUCAUGACAAAACCACUUUCAGAGAUCUCAUGACCCGAGUGGCAGUGCCUCAGAGCAGCUCACUCAAUCUGUUUGCCAGCCGAGAGGCCGAGCUGGAGCAGCGGGCAAUGCACCUUAAAAGGCUGGCUUUUGCGAUUUUCAGCAGUGAAGUGGAUCAGUAUCAGAAAUACCUGCCAGACAUACAGGAGCGCUUGGUGGAAAGCCUUCGUCUGCCUCAAGUGCCCACACUCCACGCCCAGGUCUUCCUUUUCUUCCGUGUGUUACUGUUGCGAAUGUCUCCACAGCAUCUGACUUCACUGUGGCCAACGAUGAUCACAGAACUGGUGCAAGUGUGUUUGCUGAUGGAGCAAGAGCUUACAGCAGAUGAAGACAUUUCGAGAACUGCAGGUCCAUCAGUGACCGGGUUAGAGACCACCUACAUGGGAGGAAAUGGUUUCUCCACAUCCUACAACAACCAGCGGUGGCUUGGUCUCUACCUAUCAGCGUGCAAAUUCCUGGAUCUUGCACUGACCUUACCCUCUGGAAACCUUCCGCAGUUCCAGAUGUAUCGCUGGGCCUUCAUUCCAGAAGUAUCUGAUGACUCUGGUCUGGAGGUCCGGAGACAGGGGACCCAUCAACGGGAAUUUAAACCCUAUGUGGUUCGAUUGGCAAAACUGCUUAGGAAAAGAGCAAAGAAAAAUCCAGAAGAGGAUAACUCAGGGAGAACGCUAGCCUGGGAACCAGGUCACCUUCUGCUCACUGUUUACUCCAUUCGCAGCAUUGAGCAUCUUUUGCCUUUCUUCAACGUCCUCAGCCAGUUUUUUUCCAACAAAGUCACAAGCAGGUCUGCUGGACACUCAGGGAGUCCUGUCCCCUACACAAGCUCCUUCUCAAACAAGGACAUUAAAACAGAGAACCAGAAAGCCUUCUGGAACAAGGCCAGACAAAAAAUCGAAGAGGUACUCGAGAAAGAUUUCCUGGAAGGUGUUAUAAAGGCUUAAUGGAAGGUUUGCUUCCUUCUGUAGCUAACAAUCAUUCAAAAGAAAAUAUUCCACAAGGUGUACAUUUUAGUGUAUGUAAAUGAGAAGCUCAUUUCAAGGGUGUAAUUAAUUAACUGUAUUUGUACAUAUGAGAUGAGUCCUGAAUGCUGAACUUAUGAAUCAGGUUUUUUUGUUGUAUCAUUGGCUCAUAUCAAUUAUGGUGCCUAAAAUGUAAAUGGCUGACUGUUCUAUUCCCUUUUGUUCUGAAUAAAUGCACUCCUGUGAUAAAUUGUA